AACAAUUUCAAAUUCCAACCACGGGGCGUCCAAAAUAGCAAGGGAAAAAAAAAUUUCAGGCGAGUAGAUUUGCAUUCUUCUCCCCCACCUCGACGCCGGCGAGAGCCCCCCGGUCUCGCUUCCGCCGCCCGAUCCGGCGCCGGGCCCGCCCGCCCGCCGCCGCGUGACAAGGGGAAGGCGAAGGGAUGGAGUUCACGGAGGCGUACAAGCAGACGGGGCCGUGCUGCUUCUCCCCCGACGGCCGCUACCUCGCCGUCGCCGUCGACUACCGCCUCGUCGUCCGGGACGUCGUCUCCCUCAAGGUGGUGCAGUUGUUUUCAUGUGUGGACAAGAUAAGCUUUCUGGACUGGGCACCGGAUUCAGAGUAUAUUCUAUGUGGACUUUACAAGCGACCCAUGGUGCAGGCUUGGUCACUGAGCCAGCCUGACUGGACCUGCAAGAUUGAUGAGGGCCCUGCUGGGAUUGCAUAUGCUCGCUGGAGCCCUGACAGUCGUCAUAUACUAACAACAUCAGAGUUUCAGCUCCGUCUGACUGUUUGGUCUCUUGUAAAUACAGCAUGCAUACAUGUACAGUGGCCAAAGCAUGCCUCCAGAGGUGUUUCUUUUACUAAAGACGGGAAGUUCGCUGCAAUCUGUACUAGGCGUGACUGCAAGGAUUAUGUAAAUUUGCUGUCAUGCCAUUCCUGGGAGAUAAUGAGUGUCUUUGCUGUUGACACGGUAGACUUGGCAGGUGUUGAGUGGUCACCAGAUGAUAGUGCUAUUGUGGUCUGGGAUUCACUUCUGGAAUACAAGGUUCUGAUAUAUUCACCGGAUGGGAGGUGCCUGUUCAAGUACUUAGCAUAUGAAAGUGGAUUAGGUGUGAAAACUGUUGCGUGGUCACCAUGUGGACAGUUUUUAGCAGUUGGCAGCUAUGAUCAAGCAGUUCGGACUUUGAACCACCUGACAUGGAAAACUUUUGCUGAGUUCUCACACGCAGCAUCUAUUCGAAAUCCUACUAAUGCUGCUAUAUUUAAGGAAGUGGAUGAUCCAUGGCAGCUUGACAUGUCAGAGUUAUGCCUAAGUGAAGGAUUCUCCCGUAACAUGCAAGGCAAUGGUGCUGAAAAUGGGACAGAGGGAGGUUCUCGAGUUAAGUAUGCUGUGAUGGAUGCUCCAAUCACUUUGCCUUCACAGAAACCCGUUACAGACAAGCCCAACCCCAAGCAGGGAAUUGGUAUGCUGUCAUGGAGCAGCGACAGUCACUAUUUCUUCACUCGGAAUGACAAUAUGCCAACUGCUCUUUGGAUAUGGGAUAUCUGCCGCCUUGAUCUUGCUGCUGUUCUUGUUCAGAAAGAUCCAAUCCGUGCUGCCGCUUGGGACCCUAAUUGCCCACGCCUUGUUUUCUGCACGGAGAGUCCGCACCUGUACAUGUGGACACCAUCUGGUGCAUGCUGCGUCAACGUUCCGUUGCCAAACUUUCGGGUUGUGGACUUGAAAUGGAACUCAGAUGGAACUUGCCUCCUCCUGAAGGACCGUGAUUCUUUCUGCUGUGCCGCAAUUGUCUCUCCUUUGCCAGAGGAAGAAGAGGCUGAUCAAUCUGAUGUUACCUCAGAAGAUGAAUGAACUUGCAGGCCUUGCUCUAACAAUGGGAUGUGCAGCUUUUAAUCAGUGGAUCUACAUUUGUAUCAUAUCGAUAGAUGUACCUGGGUAACAGCUUGUUCUGAAGUUGCUGAUCGAUCUGAUGAUAGCUCAGAAGAUGAAUGUGAGCUUUGUAUGCCUUGCUCUAACAAUGGGAGGGAAGACACAUGUUUCUUUCCGCUUUAAAACACAUAGAGACGCUGUCGUUGUAGGCUGCAUCUGAUAUUCUUAAACCAUCUUUGCUACACACCCUA
This is a messenger RNA of Oryza sativa Japonica Group (Japanese rice), 1867 nucleotides long. RefSeq lists its product as uncharacterized. The record is from RefSeq and is a predicted model, not a curated record. Gene Ontology annotation, biological process: microtubule anchoring at mitotic spindle pole body. Gene Ontology annotation, cellular component: microtubule organizing center; mitotic spindle; MWP complex. Lineage: Eukaryota; Viridiplantae; Streptophyta; Magnoliopsida; Poales; Poaceae. Gene Ontology annotation, molecular function: protein binding.